AGUUGAUAACAUUUAGUAUCUUACUACCUAUUGUUCUUACACAAACGAUCACGACAUUUUCUAAUAGAAUAAUGAUUUCAAUUUAUGGUUUAUACAUUUUUAUGAUAAUCGUUGAGGUGUCCAAUUCAAUCCGCCUAAAUUAUUCUGUGAUUAAAGACGUCAGAUCGAAGCCUUAUUUAAUUAAUCGAAUGGCAGAUGAUUCUUAUAAUUGUUAUCGGUCAAAUUAUGAUUAUAUCGGUGUACAGAUGUUGGAUCCACUGGACUAUUUUUUGUCAAUUUACAAUCCAUAUUAUUAUUUUAUACCAAGCAAAAAGCCUGAACAAUCAGUUUUAAAUUCGUAUUUAAUAAUUAAUCAGGGACAUGUCUUCUACCAGGAGAAGUUGAAGAACUUGCCGUGUUCACUAAACGUCCCUUGCACUGAACUACGGUAUAUUGGAAUUGAUCCUGAAAAUUGGGAUAAGAGACUGCAAUUCGUUGGCACUAAUUUAAAGCUUAUGGAAAUAUUUAGUCUAUCCAAUUUAAUAAGUGCUUAUAACAAAAAUUUUAAACCCAAUAAAGACAAAAUCAAUAAUCUUACUCGAGAGAAACCAUUCGGGCCGUUGGACCAAUACCCAAGGCUGACUGUGGAUGAAUUAGUAACAGAGGACCAAGUUACACCAGUAGAAGACCAAAAUUCAAAGCCACCGGAAUUUUACAACUUAUCCAAAGAUGGAAUAGAAAUCCUAGAUAUAUUAAAUGAUCACUUGCCUCGAAAUGAAGAAUCAGAUGAGGAUUAUUUGAGGAGACAUAAAGAAACAGUAACACAUUAUUUACAUUUUAACAAACAUAUAUACGAAGCAGUGAAGAAUAAUCCAAUCAAAGAUAUGCACAAAAAACGUUUGAAACUGUUAAAAUUACCCUUUUUAUUAAGAAAUGAACCCUACAAUUUUUACGUAUUGAGAAUGAAGCAUAUGGGUAUAAUACCGUUUCAUUUAGACUUUUUAAAAGCUAAAUAUGAUGUAUUUAAAACGUGGUCACAAAAAAAUAUAUUUGAAGAAUUGGGAAUUGAUAAAGUUGAUGUAAUCGCGCGAUGAUUAAGAAUAAUUGGAGCACAUCAAUGGCAUAGGAUUUAGACACGCUGCACUGGAAUUUCACAUAUUUCACAAAAACAUUACGAUUGAUUUACCAACAUUAUUUUAAAUAUUCCAUCGGAGUCAUAUAAUUCAUUUUAGAUUUGUUUUGAUUUAUAUAAUAUUAGUAUUAUCUAUUCAUAUUUAAAAGUAUAUUUAAUCAUAUUACUAUACAAGAUUAUAAUUCUUAGAUUGCUAAAAAUAUGAUAUUAUUAUAAUAUAUUGAUAUUGACUAUUAAA
Messenger RNA from Myzus persicae (green peach aphid), 1349 nucleotides. RefSeq lists its product as uncharacterized. The coding region runs from base 72 to 1073 and encodes 333 amino acids. The transcript has 23 exons. The record is from RefSeq and is a predicted model, not a curated record. NCBI's taxonomy places the organism in Eukaryota, Metazoa, Arthropoda, Insecta, Hemiptera, Aphididae.